AGGGUUUUUUCAAAAAACAAAAAAAGAAAACAACUCCAAACCCCGAAAUCCAAUUUUUUCACUCUCAUUUCGCUACUCUCAGGUUAUGUGCUGAAAGGGUAGGGCACCAUUUUAACCUCAUGCAUGCUAUAAAAGGCGCCUGGGUUGGUCAAACAUUUGCAUUAGCUAAAAGCAAUGAGUCUGGUGGAAGGAAGGCUCGAAUUCGGCGUUCAAAGGAGGAGAGGAAAGCCAUGGUUGAAUCUUUUAUAAAGAAGUACCAGAGGACAAAUGAUGGGAAUUUCCCAUCUCUGAAUCUCACCCACAAGGAAGUUGGUGGAUCUUUCUACACCAUAAGGGAGAUUGUCCGAGAGAUCAUCCAAGAAAAUAGAGUGUUGGGCCCUGGUAAGUUGAUUGAAGAGGAACAGAAUGCUGAACAGUUCCUGGAACAACAUCCAUUGGGUUCAAUUUCCAUCGAACCAAAAUCCUCUCAGCCUGCACCAGCUACUGGAAUUAAUUUUGUACCUAAUCAUGUUCAGGGUGUGAGAGAUGAAUCUGUUCCAUCUUUUGAUGGGCUAUUUGUGGGAUCUGAAAAACAUAAGUUUGAUGAUGAACAAGUCAUCAAUGGCAGUGCCAUGGUUUUGAAAGAUGAAACUGAUAAAGAAGUCAGUGCAGAGUUGGAAGGAAAUUGGAGUGCCAUGGAUUUGAAAGAUGAAACUGAUGAAAAAAUCAGUGCAGAGUUGGAAGCAAAUGAGAGUGCCAUGGAUUUGAAAGAUGAAACUGAUGAAAAAAUCAGUGCAGAGUUGGAAGCAAAUGAGAGUGCCAUGGAUUUGAAAGAUGAAACUGAUAAAAAUCUCAGCACAGAAUUGGCAGUAAAUGGGAAUACCAUGGAUUUUAAAGAUGAAAGUCAUAAAGAAGUCAGUGCAAAGUUGAAAGUAAAUGGAGGGGCCAUGGAUUUGAAAGAUGAAAGUGAUGGAGAAGUCAGUGCUGAGUUGGAAGUAAAUGGGAAUGCCAUUGAUUUGAAAGAUGAAAGUCAUAAAGAAGUCAGUGCAGAGUUGGAAGUAAAUGGGAAUGCCAUGGAUUUGAAAGAUGAAAGUCGUAAAGAAGCCAGUGCAGAGUUGGAAGGAAAUGGGGCUGCCAUUGAUAUGAAAGACAAAACUGAUCAAGAAAGCACAGAGUUGGGAGUAAAGGAGUUUCUUGAAGAAAGUGAGAAAGAACUAACACCAGUUAUGUCUAGUGCAGCUCCAGUAGUUUCAGAAGCUGACGAAAGUGUCAAGAAGUUCACAUCUAUUUCACCUAUACUCUCUCAGAUAACAACAGAUGUAAUUGUGGAGACAUUUCCAUUAAGACCUGUUUCUAAAUCAACUGACUACAUGGAUGAAAGGUACGGUGAAAUGAGGAAUCUCAGUGAGACUUCAGAAGAAAGAGAGAACAAAAAGGUGGACUUAGAUCCCAAAAAUGGUGGUUUCCUGUUAGAUGAAAUAGUUUCCUCUGAGAAAUCUUCCUUGGUGGAUGAUGAGAAAGUGGGAAAAGAUGUAGAUAUGUUGUUUGAGAAAAACUCCAAUUUGGUCUACAACAAAGUGGCAGAUAGCCUUUCCGAUCCACCACUAGAAACCUCUAAACAGUUAACAACCACUAACAGUGUAGUUCAUGGAUCUCAUAAUGGUACAACAUCAAGGGUUGAUUUAUCUCAUAAUGAUGUUUCAACAUCUACAACAAAUGAAAGAAGCAAGGCUACUGAUGGAGAGGUUAUAAGUUCUCCAAACCGCAUCCAUACAAAGAGUGACAGUACUCUCAAUGGAAAUGCUAGUGAAGAGUCAACAACCCAAGAGGCAGUUUUGGUUGAGAACAAAAGAGCCCAUCUUCAGCAUAAUGCCAACUCACCGAAAACAAGCAAUGGAACAUUGGACAGAAUUAACCUUAAAUCAUGGGAAGCAACCGCAAGAGGGAAUGCAUCAUCAGAAACCAACCCGCUCUUGGCCUUUUUCAAAUCGUUCAUCGCUGCCUUCCUGAAAUUCUGGUCUGAAUAAUGUGUUAUCUUUUCUUUCUGUUAUAAUUUUCAGUUAUUUUCAUCACUUACUGUCUUUACCAUAAUCAGUCUAUUGAGGCAUCAACUAACAAAAUCUCAGAUCCUGGUGCAUAUGCAUUGAAGAUUGAACAUUGCUCGUGACAAAAUUAUUUUAAUUAAUUUCAGUAGAGUUC
Molecule: messenger RNA, 2178 nt
Organism: Rubroshorea leprosula
Lineage: Eukaryota; Viridiplantae; Streptophyta; Magnoliopsida; Malvales; Dipterocarpaceae
Source: the annotation of a GenBank genome assembly